AUGAGUACCUGUCCACCAACGAGAUUCCGUAUUACACCACUUCGUGCGCUGGUUGCAUUUCUACUUGUUGUUGCACUCUUCUGGUAUAAAAUUUUACUGGUGGAUCGUCAAGACUAGAUGUCUUCCUAACACUCAAUUAUCGACAUGAAUACUUGGCCGCCAAGGAGAUUUCGUGUGACACCACUACGUGCUAUAUUAGCAUUCUCAAUAAUUCUCCUCUUAUUCUGGUUGCGACUGCUGAAUGAGGAUCCACCGAGGCCACCGUGCAGCGUUCCCGAGAAAUUUACAGAACGUCUGCAUGAGCUGAGUUACCGGACUCACUUGGUACUGGCAAAACUUGGUCUCGUACAUUUCCUAUGCUUUGGAGCCCUCUGGGGUCAGGUGCGGAUUGGGCGUGCCUUGCCCUGGGCUCGUAAACUCGAACUCUGCAUGGUGGAUACAUUGAGAGAUGACGGGUUAAUCACAAAAGCCUUCAGGGAGGAGGGCUUGAGUGCUUCAUAUUUGUACGCCUCAGGGAUUUACAGAGUACAGGAGCACGAAGUUGGUGAGGAUGCUCCUAAACUUGAGAUCGUCGUUUUCGAAGAGGAUACAGUGACACAGAUGGUAAGAAGAGUCGGCUGGACGAGACGCGUUCUUCCCCCCGAUUGUGAGUUAUCACCGAGUUUACAGUGCUUCCCGCCACAAUUGGCGAUACCUCCAUUACCAGCAAAGCAAUUUGGUGGUCAUCUGAUGCCGGUUCCCCGCGAGGGUAUUGAGCUACAAAAGUACCAUUAUCCAAAUGACUGGUGGCUCGAGAUAAAGCCAACAGACUGUAUCGAACUGAAUCAGGAUAGUACGUAAAGUGCUCCUGCACGCGAUUUAACUUAGAAGUUAACAUCGAUAAUGGGAUUAAGGGUGAAAAGUUAAUUGUGAAAGACUCACGGCAGAGUGUUUAACUCACCGUUAACAAUGACUUAUAUACCUGUACAAAGAGAACAGCGGAUGCAAUUUCAGGAUGGAAUUGUGGGUGAUACUCGUCAACCAGAAGUUAACAGCUGCUAGUCAUAAAUUUAUCAUAUUCAUUCUUCAUUCCAGUACGAUAUUUCUAUCACUCGAGGCGAACGACUUAAUCAUGUUUUAUAAUUCAUUUACAAAGCGCUAAUUGCAUAUUGUUGUAAGACACUGGGACUAACGUGAAAGUAGAUGCCCAACAAAGGGCUAGACUAUGAAAAUGCUUCGUGCCACAUUCUAGUCUUCUUUUCAAUGUGAUUCAUUUGUAUUACAGUUUUGUAGUUCCUUUAUCAGAUCUUCCUCACAGAUUAGAUUUUACAAAUUAUACGAUUAAUAAAUGAGAGAUUAUAUCAGCA
Molecule: messenger RNA, 1346 nt
Organism: Diachasmimorpha longicaudata
Lineage: Eukaryota; Metazoa; Arthropoda; Insecta; Hymenoptera; Braconidae
Exons: 3
Coding region: 145-840 (231 amino acids)
Source: RefSeq, a predicted model, not a curated record